CUGAAAAAUCAAACAAAUAAUUUACAAAUACGUUUUCAAUUGCGGAAACUAGCUGAACGUGCCCUGUUUCUGCUGAGCUCGUCCAGACCCAGCUGAUGCGCCCAAAGCAGUGAACACAAAACGCGAAAAGAAUUAAGUUAUUAAUAUUAUCAAAUAAUGGUCGACCCCAAUAGAAAAAUAAAUCGCCUGGCGGACAAGGACCUCAAUUUCCUGGAGUCCUGUGAACUAGAGUUCGCCGGCCGCUUUACAGACAACGACCCAGAGUUUGUGGCACACUGCAGCAAACCAGUGCCGGAACCGCCAAUCGUUGAGAACUGGAUGGGUAGUGGUGGCGGUGGAGGAGGGGGAGGUGGUGGUGGAUUCUCGGGCGGAGGAGGUGGUGGCUAUCACCCAUAUAACCGCUUCAAUGGACACCGUCGCGGCGGCGGCGAUAGAGGAUGGCAGAGACGUGGAGGAGCCGGUUACCACAACAACCACGACAGAUUCAGAGAUAACCGUAGACACAAUAACCGCUACGAUAACCGAGAUCGGCGGGACCGCUACGAUGGAGGAUCCGGAUCUGGCGGAUACAAGCGGUCGCACGACCACAACAGUCCGCACUCUGAUCAUGACGGCCAUAAGCGUUCCCAUGACCAAAACCCGCGUCACGAUCCUCCCAGCGGCGAACCACCUAUGAAGGUGAGACGCGACUAUGGAAACUUUGUGCCUGCCUCCAAGGAUUAGGAAUCAAAACUGUAGCUUAAAUAUAAGAGAAUACUCCAAAUAUUACAAUCAAUUUUACACA
Drosophila serrata is the source of this 784-nucleotide messenger RNA. RefSeq lists its product as uncharacterized. Gene Ontology annotation, cellular component: mRNA capping enzyme complex. NCBI's taxonomy places the organism in Eukaryota, Metazoa, Arthropoda, Insecta, Diptera, Drosophilidae. The record is from RefSeq and is a predicted model, not a curated record. Gene Ontology annotation, biological process: RNA 5'-cap (guanine-N7)-methylation. Gene Ontology annotation, molecular function: RNA binding.